CCCAGUACCGGCGAUCAUAAAUAAUUUUUAUUUCAUAUGGGUAUUAUAUAGAUAUAUAUGAGAUAGUUUACUGUUUAGCACCUCAGCGGGGCCGGUAGUGGUCACGUGCGUCGAAUCCUAAUGGCUAAUACUCGGUAACGAAUAACGAUAAUUUAAUUUAUGAUAAUCCCGAGAAUUAUCCUACUUCGUUCUAGUAAUUUACCUGUUACUACACAAUAUGAUGACCGUUUUUUGAUUAUUACACCGUCGUUUUUCCCAUUAAAUUAUUAUUAAAUUCAAUCAUGUCUAAGGCUCUUGUAAGUUUAGUCACAGGAGCCGCUUCCGGAUUAGGAAAAGCCACUGUUGAACGACUGGUAAAAGAUGGAUACAAAGUAAUAAUGUGUGACUUACAAUCAUCAAAAGGAAAAAGUGUUGCUGAAACAAUUGGUCCCAACACUAAUUUUGUUCCUACUGAUGUACGAUCUGAAACUGAUGUUCAGAAUGCUAUUGACACAUGUAAACAACUCCAUGGAAAAUUAGACUUGAUUGUCAAUUGUGCCGGUAUAAGUAUCGCACGCAAAGUAUUUAAUUUCAAUAAAAGCAGUGCCCAUAGCUUAGAAGAAUUUACUGAUGUACUUAUGGUAAAUACUGUAGGCAGUUUCAAUGUUAUCCGAUUAGGUGCCGCCUUGAUGGGAAAUAAUGAAACUGAUGAAAAUGGUCAACGAGGAGUAGUGAUCAAUACAUCAGGAUAUUCGGCUUAUGAUGGGCAAAUGGGCCAAGUUGCUUUUGCAGCCAGCAAAGGAGCUAUUGCUGCAAUGACAUUACCUCUUGCAAGAGAUUUGGCAUCACAUGGCAUUAGACAUUGUUCGAUAGCUCCAGGACUGUUUGACACUCCAUUAUUAAAUCAUUUACCAGACAAAGUUAAAAACUAUUUUGCUGAUAUGACUCCAUGUCCCAAAAGAUUAGGACAACCUGAAGAAUUUGCAAAUCUUGUUUUAAGCAUUGUCAAUAAUCCAUUUCUAAAUGGAGAAGUUAUUAGGAUAGAUGGUGGAAUCCGAUUUAUUUAAAUCAUUUGUAGUACUCAUAAUAUAUUUUAAGUUUGUACUUCUAUAUAUUAUAAUAUUUUUUAUGUUUAAUUUUAGUAGUCAUCAAUAAAUAGUUGGUAAAAUAAAAUAUAUUUAUAAUUUAUAA
Molecule: messenger RNA, 1170 nt
Organism: Rhopalosiphum padi (bird cherry-oat aphid)
Lineage: Eukaryota; Metazoa; Arthropoda; Insecta; Hemiptera; Aphididae
Product: 3-hydroxyacyl-CoA dehydrogenase type-2-like
Exons: 2
Coding region: 282-1046 (254 amino acids)
Biological process (GO): estrogen metabolic process; androgen metabolic process; fatty acid metabolic process
Cellular component (GO): mitochondrion
Molecular function (GO): estradiol 17-beta-dehydrogenase [NAD(P)+] activity
Source: RefSeq, a predicted model, not a curated record